GAUUUGUCUUUUAGCGGGGUCAUCGUCAUGUGAGGCGCCACUGUAACUCGUCUUAACCACUUGCAGACUGUAGUCUGAACCCAUGGUUUGUUGUUGGUUUAAAUAACUAGCUUGUAAACUAUGGAUUGUCAUGAUUUCUGAACGUACAACAAGACUUGUUGCUGGCUUAUUACCCAUCUGCCUUCUUUGAAAUAGAGACUGACACAAGAAUUGAGAGAGAAACAAACUAGAAGCAAGAUAGAAAUGGGAAGGAAAAAUCAUGAUUUGUUGAUCACAUGCUAUGCAAUUUAUAUUUAAGCAACAAACCACAGUUAAUGUAACUUGUGGCUUUUGAUAUGCAAAUAUACCAGUAUGUGAAUUGUUGGAAGUAACUGAAGUCACAAGACGUAAAAAUGAACACAGGAAAGAACAGGGUUUUUAAUUAUUGGUUAUCAACAGAAAAGGGACUAUUCUUAUUUGUAGUACUGUAUAGCUAUUCAUAAUUGUUUUUGUUUUCUGAAUUCUAAAAAUACACUCUUCGGAGUGUAUUCAUGAUUCCCAAGUAUUGCUCUGAUUCUAUUGCAAUAUUUGUAAUUCUGAGAGGUGUAUAAGUUGAAAGGGUGGAAGAAUAUGUAGGUUGGGAUCCUGUUUCUUUAGCUGUACAGUAUGUUUAAAACAGGGUGCGUGCAUGCAGUUCCUUUUUCAUGCCAUUUGCUUAAGUGUGUAUUCAUAUCCCAGUUAUAUCAAUGAAAGUUCCCAUUACUUUGAGAAGGACAGUCUGCAGCUCAUGACAGUGUGAGCUGAAAAUCACAAGGAGUGGAUCCUUUGCAGAGAUUUUACACUCCAAAGAUGUGAAUAGGAUUCUACUCAUUAUAGUGAUCCCCUCUUUAGGACUUAGAAUGUGGUACAGUCUGUGGAAAACUGGGAUGGAAUAUUAAUAUGUUUUGGUCCUCCUCGACUAGAUUCCAGUGUUCAUGACUUGUGAAAUAUGAUUUGUGUGCCAUGAGCCAGUAACACUGUCAGUCAUUUGUUUUAGGUGUAUGCUAAGUUGACUUAUCUCACUGUCUCAUCAGAACAGAGCAAGUUUUCACAAACAUUGAAUGGAACACCUGCUUCAAGUACAGCCAGUGGUGGGAUGGAUCCUUUCCAUGCCUGCAGCAUUCUCCAGCAGCUCAAAAUGAUGUAUGAUGAAGGACAGCUGACAGAUAUUGUGGUAGAAGUGGAUCAUGGGAAAACCUUUUCCUGUCAUCGGAACGUUCUUGCUGCAAUCAGCCCUUACUUCAGAUCAAUGUUCACUAGUGGCCUUACUGAGAGUACCCAAAAGGAAGUUCGGAUUGUAGGUGUUGAAGCAGAGUCCAUGCAGUUAGUACUGAACUAUGCAUAUACCUCCAGAGUAACAUUGACAGAGGCCAAUGUCCAAGCUUUGUUCACUGCAGCUAGUAUCUUCCAGAUCCCUUUUAUCCAGGACCAGUGUGCUAAAUACAUGAUCAAUUAUUUGGACCCACAGAAUUCAAUUGGAGUGUUUAUCUUUGCUGAUCACUAUGAGCAUCAGGAAUUGAAAGUCACAUCACAAGAUUACAUUCGUAAAAAAUUCUUGAGUGUCACCAAAGAGCAAGAGUUUCUCCAGCUGAAGAAAGACCAACUCAUAAGCAUACUAGACAGCAAUGACUUAAAUGUUGAUAAGGAAGAGCACGUUUAUGAAAGCAUUAUAAGAUGGUAUGAACAUGAACCCAAGAAAAGAGAAGUCCACUUGCCGGAAAUUUUUGCCAAAUGCAUCCGCAUGCCACUGUUGGAUGAAGCAUUUAUAGAGCAAAUUCCUCCAAUGUUUGCACAGGCUAUAGCCCAAAACUGUGUACCGAAAGGACAAAGUAGUGCCAAUGGCUAUACCCAGCGUCUUGGAAUGACUGCUUCAGAAAUGAUAAUUUGCUUUGAUGCUGCCCAUAAACACUCAGGAAAGAAGCAAACAGUGCCUUGUUUAGAUUCUGUCACAGGGAGAGUCUUCAAACUAUGCAAACCACCCAAUGAUUUGAGAGAAGUGGGAAUUCUUGUCUCACCAGAUAAUGACAUAUAUAUUGCUGGAGGGUACAGACCAAGCAGCAGUGAGGUCUCCAUUGAUCACAGAGCAGAAAGUGACUUCUGGAUGUAUGAUCAUUCAGGCAAUAGAUGGAUUGCUAAGACUCCACUGCUUCGUGCCAGGAUAGGUUGCAAACUGGUUCACUGCUGUGGAAAACUGUAUGCAAUAGGUGGUAGGGUUUAUGAAGGAGAUGGGCGCAACUCACUGAAGUCUGUGGAGUGUUACGAUAGCCGAGAGAACUGUUGGACAGCUGUCUGUCCAAUGCCUGUAGCAAUGGAGUUUCAUAAUGCUGUGGAAUAUAAAGAAAAUAUCUAUGUUUUACAGGGAGAAUUUUUCCUCUGCUAUGAUCCUCGAAAAGAUUACUGGGGUUUCUUAACUCCCAUGACUGUGCCUAGGAUCCAGGGUUUGGCAGCUGUCUAUAACAACUCCAUCUACUACAUUGCUGGAACCUGUGGGAACCAUCAACGUAUGUUUACCGUAGAGGCCUAUGACAUUGAAUUGAACAAGUGGACUCAAAAGAGAGAUUUCCCAUGUGACCAGUCCAUUAAUCCAUACAUUAAACUUGUUAUCCUCAAAAAUAAACUUCAUUUGUUUGUCCGAGCUACUCAAGUCACUGUUGAAGAACAUGUCUUCAGAACCAGCAGGAAGAAUUCUCUUUAUCAGUAUGAUGAAGAUACUGACCAGUGGCAGAAGGUGUAUGAGACCCCAGAUAAGCUCUGGGAUCUUGGACGUCAUUUUGAAUGUGCUGUUGCUAAAUUGUAUCCACAGUGUCUUCAGAAAGUUAUUUGACUCCCCCCCCCCUUUCAUCGGUAAAAGGCCUUAGUGACUUUGGUAUUUAAUGCUAACAUAAAAAUCUGUUUUUUU
This is a messenger RNA of Pogona vitticeps (central bearded dragon), 2917 nucleotides long. It is a transcript of the gene KBTBD8, whose product is annotated as kelch repeat and BTB domain containing 8. The record is from RefSeq and is a predicted model, not a curated record. NCBI's taxonomy places the organism in Eukaryota, Metazoa, Chordata, Lepidosauria, Squamata, Agamidae. Gene Ontology annotation, molecular function: protein binding.